Messenger RNA from Oryzias melastigma (Indian medaka), 1019 nucleotides. RefSeq names its product ADP-ribosylation factor-like 8 (gene arl8). Bases 368 to 907 code for a protein of 179 amino acids. Gene Ontology annotation, biological process: intracellular protein transport; protein localization to Golgi membrane; vesicle-mediated transport. Lineage: Eukaryota; Metazoa; Chordata; Actinopteri; Beloniformes; Adrianichthyidae. Gene Ontology annotation, cellular component: trans-Golgi network; cytoplasm. The record is from RefSeq and is a predicted model, not a curated record. Gene Ontology annotation, molecular function: GTP binding; GTPase activity. The transcript is spliced from 6 exons.
GUAAGCGUGGGACAGAACUCGUCGGGUUGCAUUGCACAGCGUAGCACCAUCAGCGGCCACACGGAGCCGGAGCCUUUAUCAGUCGCGUCUCUCCCCGUACAGUGCAGGGUUGUACCGAUAGGAUUUAUUGAGGCUUUGACAGCACUCGAUACGCCUCACCGUCUCCGUCCGUUUGUGUGCUCAGUUUUUGGCAACAACGGGGCGCAUGGAGUCCGCGUUUAAACGGUCCGGGAGGUGUUGUGCUGGAAAAAGAUCAUCCAGCUAGUGGUAGUUAGCCCGCCACCGCCGCCGCCAGCCAGCCACGGACUUAACGGAGAGAAGCGCCACCCGGUCAAGAGACGAAACCAGCAUUUGUGGGAUCCAAACAAUGGGGCUUAUAUUCGCUAAACUGUGGAGCUUCUUUUGUAAUCAAGAGCACAAGGUGAUCAUUGUGGGUCUGGACAAUGCAGGGAAGACGACAAUUCUCUACCAGUUUUUGAUGAACGAGGUCGUCCAUACGUCACCCACCAUUGGAAGCAACGUGGAAGAAAUAGUGGUGAAGAACACCCACUUCCUGAUGUGGGACAUCGGAGGCCAGGAGUCCCUGCGAUCCUCUUGGAACACCUACUACGCCAACACAGAGUUCAUCAUUCUGGUGGUGGACAGCACGGACAGAGAGAGACUGGCCAUCUCCAAGGAGGAGCUCUACAGGAUGCUGGCUCAUGAGGAUCUGCGGAAAGCAGCCGUGUUGAUAUUUGCCAAUAAGCAGGACAUGAAGGACUGCAUGUCUGCAGCCGAGAUCUCCAAAUACCUCACUCUGAGCUCCAUCAAGGACCACCCCUGGCACAUACAGUCCUGCUGCGCACUCACAGGAGAGGGUUUAUGUCAGGGUCUGGAGUGGAUGGCCUCCAGAGCUGGCCUCAGAUAACCCCUCCCGCCGCCAUCCACGGCCCGACACCCUCUCCAUCGCAGAAGCGUCGCAGCAUCUCGUCCUCACUUCACAUUUUCGUCUGACAAGACGGGACAUCAGCAUCCAGAGA